CUUUCUUCUUCCUUUAGAUUUACUUCCUCUUCUCCAUUCUCGCCGGUCCUGUAUCCAAACUCCUGUAGUCCUCGCCGGAAUAUCUAAUCCGGUGAAAAGUACUGCAUCGUUCUCUCCGUCGCCGCGUUCGGAAUUCCAGUUGUAGACCAUGAGCGCCGUCAACAUAACCAACGUCACCGUGUUGGGAAACCCCUCCUCGUUUCUCAACCCUUUCCAGUUCGAAAUCUCUUACGAGUGCUUGACUCCCCUCAAAGACGAUUUAGAAUGGAAGCUGGUUUAUGUGGGAUCUGCUGAGGAUGAGACUCACGACCAGGUGCUCGAAAGCGUGCUUGUUGGCCCUGUUAAUAUUGGCAGUUACCGUUUUGUUCUUGAGGCUGACCCUCCGGAUUCAUCAAAAAUACAGGAAGAGGAUAUCAUUGGUGUUACGGUUCUGCUAUUAACAUGCUCAUAUAUGGGACAAGAAUUUGUCCGAGUGGGGUACUAUGUGAACAAUGACUAUGACGACGAGCAGCUGAGAGAGGAGCCUCCUCCGAGAGUCCCGAUUGAUAGGAUUCAAAGAAAUAUACUGGCUGACAAGCCUAGAGUAACAAAGUUCCCAAUCAAUUUUCAUCCUGGAAACAACGAGUCUGGAGAACAGUCCCCUCUCGUGCCUGAUCAGACCACUGAAACUGCUCUCAAUGAAGAAGAGCCUCCUGCCUCUCCUGAUAAAGUAUGUACUGAUAUCCUGUCUAAUUAGCAAAGUUAGAUAGCCCAAGUUGCUUACAGUCAUACAGCCUUCAAGAUUUCUUCACAAUAGUUGAGCAUUUUAUUAAAGAUGAUUCUACGAUGCAACUUUUUGGUGAAGUUGAGUGGCAUGCUGGGCAUGCUGUUAAUACAUUAAAAAUGAAAAUCAAGACAAAGUGGUUCA
Messenger RNA from Rubroshorea leprosula, 907 nucleotides. Lineage: Eukaryota; Viridiplantae; Streptophyta; Magnoliopsida; Malvales; Dipterocarpaceae. The record is from the annotation of a GenBank genome assembly.